Molecule: messenger RNA, 698 nt
Organism: Leguminivora glycinivorella
Lineage: Eukaryota; Metazoa; Arthropoda; Insecta; Lepidoptera; Tortricidae
Product: UPF0047 protein YjbQ-like
Source: RefSeq, a predicted model, not a curated record
GUUUAACGACUAUUUCACCUUCCCGCAGAAAAUAGGGUGUCGAAUCUGUCCUAUAACCUCCGCUAUAUUUAUUACUAUUUAAAGAUCGAAGAUGAAUCUUUUAUGAUAAUUGUGGUUCAAUUUGUGUAAAGGUUUUCCUAAGUGAUGUUGUGUAAGAUCGUUUGUGUUCUUGCGGUCAUUCUGUAGCGUUUGAAAAAUUAAACAUGGCCUCGAACCGAGGACUUCAGAUCGGGUCCGCGUGGUUUCAACGGAAGCUGAACUUGAGGCCGCAGCACCGGGGCGUGCACCUCGUCACCGAGGAGAUCCUCAAGCAGGUGCCCGAGUUGUCGCUGUUCGCCAUCGGACUCUGCCACAUCCAGAUUAUGCACACUUCGGCGAGUCUCGCGUUAAAUGAAAGUUGGGACCCAGACGUGAGAGACGACAUGGAGAUGAUGCUCAACAAAAUCGUGCCCGAGGGACUGCCGUACCGCCACUCCUGUGAGGGCCCUGACGACAUGCCGGCUCAUGUGAAAGCAUGCUUCCUGGGCUCAUCGCUCACAAUCCCCAUCACGGACGGGAAACUAAACCUGGGCACAUGGCAGGGUGUGUGGCUCUGUGAGCAUCGGAAUCAUGCCGGCAGUAGAAAGGUGGUGGUGACGCUGUCGGGCUCCGCGGACUCGCCGCUGUCGGCCGCGUCGCCGGCGUCGUGCUCCAGUUAG